Melampsora larici-populina 98AG31 is the source of this 1509-nucleotide messenger RNA. RefSeq lists its product as uncharacterized. NCBI's taxonomy places the organism in Eukaryota, Fungi, Basidiomycota, Pucciniomycetes, Pucciniales, Melampsoraceae. The coding region runs from base 1 to 1509 and encodes 502 amino acids. Gene Ontology annotation, molecular function: ATP binding; glutathione binding; glutathione synthase activity. The record is from RefSeq and is a predicted model, not a curated record. Gene Ontology annotation, biological process: glutathione biosynthetic process. Gene Ontology annotation, cellular component: cytosol. The transcript has 3 exons.
AUGGCGCUUUCUCAACUUACCUCAUGGCCUCCAUCUCAGUCAUCCGAUCAGAUCGAAAAACUGCAAGAUUUGGCCAUCACCUACGCUUUAGCCAAUUCACUUAUUCUCAAGCCAAUCAUACCAGCACCAGAUGGAGCCACCCAUGCUCCUUUCGCGCUUUUCCCUAGUCCUUUUCCUCGAAAUGAAUUUGAGAAAGCACUAAGAAUUCAAACAAGCUACAAUAAGCUAUAUGCACAAAUUGCUUCUAGUCCCAAAUUCUUACGCGAGUUGAUAGGAAAAUCAGUAUCAAAAGUAGAUCCUUUCAUUGGACGUUUAUACUCUAUAUGGGACCGGAUUGAUUCUAAAGGUCUUGGAUCAAAGAUUACACUAGGGAUCUUUAGGAGUGAUUAUUUACUUCAUCUAGAUCAUGAACAACAUCAGGAUCAAAACCCAGUGAUUAAGCAAGUCGAAUUUAACACUGUUAGUGUUAGUUUUGGUAGUUUGGGAACUAAAGUUUCAGGCUUACAUCGUUAUCUUACUACCACUACUGAUGCAUAUUCACAACUUCAACUACCUCAGCCGGUCAAUCAUGGAUUAUCGUCAUUGGCUGAAGGUUUAGCAGCCGCGCAUCGAGCAUACAUCUCUCUCUUUCAGCCCAAAGGAUCUAUCACCAUCUUAAUGAUCACCCAACCUAACGAACGGAACCUGUUUGAUCAAGCUCUGCUUGUUCACGCUCUUGCCGAAGAUAAAGAUAGAAUUCGGAUGGUCAGACUAUCAUGUCACGAAAUUCUUACUUCCACCGAGCUUGAUGAAUCGGACUCUACCCUUUAUUACCUCGAAAACGGCCGACGUACUGAGGUCUCUGUGGUAUACUAUCGAUGUAUGUAUGGACCUGAAGACUUUUUGAGUGAAGAUAACUGGAAUGGUCGGGAAAGGCUUGAAUCCUCAAGAUCUAUCAAUUGUCCGAAUCUUGCUACUCAACUCGCUGGAUGUAAGAAGAUUCAACAAGUACUUACCGAUCCGAAAACAUUGAAAGGUCAACUCGAGCUCGACGAUAUUUUGAGCAAGACAGAGCUAGAUGAACUACGGUCGACAUGGAUGCCAAUCUAUGCACUAGAUAAUCAUGCACUCAAACUGGCUUCUGAUCCCAUCACCGCUGCUCGUUUUGUUCUCAAACCUCAGCGUGAGGGUGGUGGUCACAAUAUAUAUGGCGAUCGGAUCCCUGAAUUCCUCAAGAAAUUAAGCACAGAAGAAAGGGAUGGUUACAUCUUGAUGCAACUUAUCCAAACUCCCAUAGGAAUUCGUAAUGUUCUUAUUCGUCCAGGACCAAGCGUAAACCGGGAGCCUGUGGAAGUGAUUUCGGAAUUAGGUGUUUUAGGUGUUUGUCUAUUUAAGACCGAUCAACAAGGUUCAAUGGAAGUGAUGUGGAAUACUGAAGCUGGUCAUUUAUUGCGUACCAAGAAUAGUGAGAGUGAUGAAGGAGGAGUAGCUGUUGGGAUAAGUUGUUUGGACUCUCCUUAUUUGGUUUGA